CUCACACGUGCGCUCAUGGGAUUUGUCUCUCGGAUGUUAUGUAGUACCCACCCGUUUGAUGGUUUGCAUAUAUUACGCACAGAGAGAAUCAUCUUUACGUCUUCGUUUUGUUUCAUGUACGCACUGAACACCGACGGGCGCCAAGCGCGACGCCCACACUGCCAGGUUAGGUCACUCUCGCUCCACCUGGCGUCUGCCGCCCUGUCUUUCCUCGUGUAAGAAUGUGAGGCGGCGGGCUCUUUUUUUACCAGACGAAAAUCUGGUUCGGAAGCUCGCGGGGGCUACCAGUUUUUGGUACGGAAAAAGGGCGUAUGCGCGCCACGGAAGCCCUGGUCUGGUGGGACACUCGCUCUGGGAAUUCAGGCAUCGUUACACACGAGUGUCGAAGUUUGGUUAUGCUUUUGCUUGCGUCUUGAACCAUCUCACACACGUUGUCACGCGUCGUUUUCUCUCCGUUGUCGCGCUUUCCGGAGUUGCAUGUUUUGUCGUGCGUCAAUUUCCUUGCACCAGUCCGACUGCUGGUUGCCCAUAGGCAGGCCUCCAUCUGUUUGUGUCAGGUCUGGUUCCUCGGUAAGAAGGCUCCUGUGUAGAGAGAACCACACGCUAUUUUUGAAGAGGCGUGUUCAACCCUUCAUGCUCCAAAGAGCGGCGACAGCUUGAGUGGGGGUCGCCGAUUCGCCGCGGACACCAUCUGGAUCGCAAGAGAGACGAAGGUUCUUGCAUCAAAAAACCAUUCCAUCUCGUUUACUUCACCCACGGUUUUGCUUUCCCGGAGUCCCUCGGGCAUCCUCUUUUUACGCCGGACAGACGGGCUGGAUGCAACUAUAGAUCUACCUUCGCCUACGCAUAUAAAUUCACCCAUAUGAAAUCGUGAAUAGAGAUGGAUGUAUGCCUAUAAUCCCUCACGUACUCUGGUUUGUGGAUAACUGCCUUGUGAAUAAACAGAAGCAGAUACGUAUGCUGUAGUUGGUGAAAAUGUUUGUUGACAUCUAUCCAUAAGCGCAAACAUGUCGGCAGAGCGGAUGUUCGAAUAAUGUACUGAAUGUUGCCACUCGUUCGUUGCAAAUGCGAGCAUAGGAAAGGAUCGGCCCCCACUUCUUCGUCCGUGCAAACAUCCGACAGUGCAACGAGACUCCAAGCACGCAUGCAUCCUAUUUUGUCUGCGGGAGACAAGGGAGUCUAGCUUCAGUUGUUAUAUGAUUGGUAUUGCAUGCCCUGAGUACGUAAGGAAAAGGAAAGGUUAAUCGCUGCCAGCUCGAGGAAUUGAGAAUGUCUGCAGGAGACUAGAAGCGAUUGAACAAUCUGAAUCAUCUGGGUAGCCGCGAAACUUGUGGCUAGUCCCGAGAAAGAAUGUAUAGCACUUCUACGCAACUGUUUUCCCACGUGUCUACGAGGACGAGAUACCUAGAUUCAAAUAUACAAAGACACAGACUUCCGUGUCAUACACAUCGACUGCUCACUCUAUUCGGAGGCACAUCUGCCGCGUCACUGUAGUCGUGGAAACCUGGAAGAGGCACGCAGAGAAGGAACUGUAUGUUUUAAUGAAUGAACUUAAGCAAAUGCGUUUGCCGCUAUUCCUGUGAGAGCCCGACAAAGAGCAAAACUCGCGGAUGCAACGCAGAUGGGUUACUGCCUCUUGUUCCUCCCGUUUUGGCUCAGAGAGCAUCGAAUUCCGAGAACUGCAAACAGACACUGAGACCAUGCCAGGCAUUUCUUGCGUAUCAGACACAUCACGUCGCCGCAGCAAUCUUCUCUAUCAAACAACUGCUCCUGCCCCCGCCCUCAAGUUCAUAUCCCCCUAAAACAACCGCACUGGCUAGACAUCGUUCUGCCCUUUGUCGAGAGACCUCGAGAUUGCGAAGGCAGACAGCUUCGAUAGGCAAACAAAGCUGUCCGACUCGGCACAAAAAGUAAUCAAAAGAAAAUCUGACAUAGGGGACAGACGGCAAUGCGGCUCGUUGCUCAACCACAGACACAUGUAGGACGAGGUGUACGUACAUCUAGGUAUCGUUCCGCUACAUUCGAUUCCUCCGAUAUCCCGAAAUCAAACAGAGUCAUUUUUGUAGGAGAGCGAGGCGCAGUCUCCGAGUUUGCGCUGCAGGAGCUAGCCGCCUGAAAACAGGAUGCAUGCGUGUGACUUGCAGCGGUAUUACAUGCGCGACAGUGUGCCGGUCGGCAUGCUUCUCAGGAAAAGCGAACACUUGCGGACGCCAACUUUUCUCCAGGACAAGCUUUCAUCGCUUCCUUCUUCUCCCCUGCGGACAUCUCCACUAGAGGCUCUGUUCUUCCUCAUUCUUUCUUUGACUCGUCGCCUACGGAUUGGCCACUCAGAAGCAGCACGCAGCGCUGCGCUUCUGGUGCUACCAGCUUAGGUGGGAAGGAGGGUACAUCGCUUGACAAUAGACGCAAAAAUGCAUUUAAGAGAUAUUUCCUCUUCUCCACUUGCCUUUGUUCCAGUAUUCAAAUCCCAGUGAGUGUGCGCCUCUGUCAACGCGUGCCUCGCAUGCCGCUGUCCUGACCGUUGAAUUUUUUCAUUUGUCACAAGGGACAGCGCGUUAAUACCCGCCACCCGAACUACGAACAUGACAUCUUCUGCCUCUCAAAAUCGACUUCGUCAACCUUUUAUUCGUUUGCUCUGCACUCGGCACACCGUGGCGCCAGUGUCUGUGGUAGGCUUACUCCGUUCCGAUGCUCUCCUCUCACGAAGAGGACAAAGGUGAGACGCGAACGCAGAUACAGGGAAUUCAGGGCGCUAGCACAGCGCUGGUUGCCUCUUACGAUUUCCUGCAUCUCACACUUCGUGUCCUCUUUUUCAUUCCUGGCGCCUCUCCCGUGAAUGACGGAGACAGUGUAAAAGCUUACUUUCUGCUUCGUCCUUCGUCCCGUGUUCUCUAGCUCCUCCUAAAGUAAGACGGUUUGUCUGGUGGCAUAUACCUUCUCCUCCUGUGCUUGCUUUGACUUUUCUCUACGCAAGCUCCCAGAUCUCUCGAUAGCCUUCUCAGGGUUGCCUAUCGGCGCCAGGAACCGAGCUUGUGUCUUUCCACACUCGGUGGGUCGUCUGUCCUUCGCUUCCCUUUUCGUCCUUCCCGCCGUCUGCCGUUCUCUUUACCAGCAAAUCUCCCCAUCUUCUCUCUCGCUCUCUGAUCCCUGUCUCUGUCUUUUGGACUCGCGUUCCUCCCGCCAGAACAUCGUCUUCCCGCUGUGUCUCUCUCUUCGCUGCCUCCGCCCUUCUGCGUCUUCCUCGGGGCCUUCGGUUCUCCUCUCUGUCUCUCUCGUUCGGCCUCUCCUUCUCGCCUCUCUCUUGGAGCCUCAGAGAGGCAGCAGCGGGUCGAGGGAAAGGCGACGCUGAGCCGCAGAGAUGAGCCGCGAAGAGCAACAACAUGGUACGAGAGGACCUGGGGAGGCGUCGAAUGUGGGCAGAGAGACAGCGGGCCUUCCUCAGGCUCCUCUGCCGCAUGCGCAGAGACUGGGCGCCGAAGAAAGGCACGGAGGGUAUGCGAGGGACGAAUCGGGCCUCUCUUUCUUUAAACAACCGAUUUCUUCUGUCUUUCAGACUUCACACGACGAGUCAGGACACCCCCACGAACAGGCUGUAACCAAACAGCCACAUGCCCACGAUAUCCACAGCUCUCCGCCGCUGUUGUCUUCUCUUUCAUCUUCGUCUUCUUCUCUUUCUUCUUCGUCUACCCGAUCGUAUUCUCGUUGUUUUCCGGUGAACGCUCACCGUUUGGCGAAGCCUCGACGGGGCGUCGUGCUAGUUCAGCUCGCAGAUGUUGUGAGGGAGCGCGAGGAGCGAGAAGAGCAAAGGAGAAGCGCAGUUGCUGAGAUGUCGAGGGCCGCCUCUCUGUCGAAUGUCCCUGCCACGGGGCCUCCUGCUUGCCAGAGGGCGACUGUGGGGUGGGGCGCUCCAGGCCAUUCGCCGGCGCAGAGUACAGACACUGCAGGACCCUCCGCGAAACCACUUGGGAGAGAGGGAGGAGAAAGGGCAGCAGAAGAGGAGGCAAGGACGCAAGAGGAAAAUGCCUGCGCAUUGGCACAGGAAAGGAGACGGACUCUGCCACAGGACGAGAGAACCGCAAAGAGGGCAAGCCGCGGGGCGAGGGCGCUCCGCGGGAAGCAAGGUCCACGCGUCCGAGGUUUCUCCGUCGAGAGUCGCCGUCGAAGUUUCGACACGGCCUCCUGGGAGGGUUCGUCUCUGUCGGUGUCUUCUCCUGCGAGCUCCUGUUCGUUUUCUUCGUCUUUCGCUCCUUCUGCUUCCUCUGCGCAGUCUCCGGAUCUCUCUUCUUCCUCCGGUGCUUCCUUCGCUGUCAAGGCUUUUCAAAGGCGGAAGCCUUCGGGGCCCCACUCGCUGGAGGUUUCUUGCUUGUCGCCCUCUGACUCUAGGUUGGCGCGGAGCGAGGCUGCGACCUUCGCCGCUUCCUCGGGGGUAUCGUCUGGCGCGCAUGCGCUAGAGAGACGAGGACGGAAGGCCGCCCGGGAGAGCGGGGGGCAGCCGGCGACCUCUGCUUUGGAGUUGGAGAGAAAACAGACACUGAGGAACCCUGGGGCUGGGGAAGACAGUGAAAAGGAUCCAGGACAUCGGGAAGUCUCAGACGACGCGAGAACAGAGGUGGCGAAGGAUGAAGACACGCGAACGAGAGAAGAGAGGGAAACGCAGCUCAGGCCCACCCCCAAGUUCUGCGCCGCCUCGCUUUCCUCGGGGACACCACCUAAGAAGGCACCCAGACCAGCGUCCACGAAAACGAGACGGCGCCUGCAGUCUCCUGUCUCCUCUUCUCGGUCUGCUUCUCGGUCUGCUUCUCGGUCUUCUUCUCGGUCUUCUUCUCGAUCGACUUGUCGCGGUGCGGCGUCUGCCGCCUCACCUCCAGCCUCCGCGUGCACCGAGGCCGCGUGUCUCUGUGCCCAGAAUGGGUGGCUGCGAAGGGAGCUGAAGGGCCGCUUCACUGAGCUUUUUCAGCGAUUUUCUCGAGACCUCGAAGGCGCUCGCCACGUGACCAGCCAGACGGCAGAACAACUCGUCGCCUUCUCGCAGGUGCUCCUCAGACUCGCUCACCAGUCAAGCAGAGACGCGCCGAAGGGUUCAGAGGCCGCGAGGGAGAGAGCAGGCAGAGACAGGGCGUCGACGGACGAAAAAGAGGCGCGCGGGAGACCGCCAAAGCGACGCAGGGACGCAGGGGAGAGAAACAGAGGCGACAGUGUGGAGAGGGAGGAGACGAUAGGAGAGGCUGGGAAAGGAGACGGGAGGAAAAGAGGAAAGAGGGAACGAGACGAGAGGAGACGAGAUGAGAGCGAAAGAUGUGACGAGAGAGAAGACAGCGAAGGGAGGGAAAAAGAAGAAACAGAACAGAAGUUGAAGGCGCCAGGAGACAAAACAGGAAGAACUCGAGAGAAAGAGGCUGGACGAAGAAGGGCUCGAGCAGGGCGAAGGCCGGCAGCCUCAGCGGAGACAGGCACGACGAGGCGACAGGGACAGGCAGCAGAGAGGGGCAACGGAACAAAGACUGGAGCUCCAGAUUCUCUGGGAAAAGUGAGAAAGCGUCUGGAGUCCCAAACCCCCUGGGGAGACACAAUGCAUGCAACCAAGGAAGUUGCGGCAUCUGGACAAUCAGAGGCCCAUUCAGAGACAAAGAGGAAAGGCCCUGAGGAGUGUACACGGCUCAAAAAAUCCCACCAGAGAGAGACUUCGUCGAGAGCCACAGAGAGCGACGUGAACGCUGCAUCUGGGGAACCUCUGUCUUCAUUGUCUGUGUGUUGUCAAGAGGAUCUCUCUUCCGUUUCGUCUGGCGCGUCGCGGUCUUCUCCCGUCUCUCUUCCUUCUCUCUCGCCCUUCUCGCCGCUACCUGUUCUGUGCUCACAAGGCCCUUCUGCUUCGUCCGGCUCUUCGUAUCAAAGUUCUUCUCCUACGUCUGGGCCUCCUGGCCAACCGUCUUCGUCGCUGGGUUGCGAGAAUUCGUCCUCUGCUCAAGGUUCUUUUUCGGGUGGUUUUUCCCUGCCUCCAGUGUCGCAUCAGUCAGCUCCCUCUGCAUUUCGGUCUCUCUCUCUUGGGGCUUCUGCGGUUCCUUCUCCUUCCGUUUUAUCGUCUUCCCCCCCGCCGUCUGCUUUCCUUGGUUCACCUGUUCCUUUACCUUCCUCGUCUCUUUCGCCUUCUCCUUUUCCUUCUUUUCACUCGUCUUCUCCCUUACCCUUUUCUUCUCCCGUGCUGUCUUCGCUUGCCUUACCUUCCGCUUCUCCCUUACCUCUGUCUUCUACCUCAUCAAGCAGUUCCGUUUCGCCGUCUUCUUCUGCGGCUUCGGUUUCUUCUUCGGCGGAAGUCGGCUUUGCAGGCAUCCCCUUCGCCUCCUCCGCCGUGGAAGCUGCAGGGAGGAGUCCGGCCCGUGCACCUGAGUGCGCGCAUGUAACGCCAGACGCAGCUGCGACAACUAGGCAUGCCGACGCGCCUCUGUGCUUUUCAGAGGAGCGAGGCGAGCAUGCUAGGAAGCGGGACAUCGAGUCCGGACACGAGAGAAGAGGAACACCGGAAAGCAGAGAAGGAAGAGAAACAAGAAAAGGCAGAGAAGCGAUAGAAGGUCGAGAGACGAGAGGUGGAGGAACACCAGGCGAAGGCAGUCAAACCGAAGCAAACGUCUGGGAAAAGGGGGGACGAGGAGCCGAUGCUGCGAGAGUCGGUGACCGAGCAGAAGAGGCAGGCCAUGGAGAGAGUCGAACCAGAGGGCGAGUUGAGGGGAGAGAACGCGCACUGGAGGAAACAGCGCCUGAAAGAGGAGACCAAGUAAACUCCGAGUCACACGCAUCGAGCUCCCAAGAGGGGACUUCGCAAAGCAGAACUUCGCCAAUACUCGGAACGCCUCUCUCGAAAGUCGGGAGAGAACAAGAAGCGCUGUCGGAGGGAGAAGCCUACAGGGAAGCAGCCCUUCUGUCGGAACAAGGAGUCCAGCAGGUGGUGUCUCCCAGGUCGGCAGGAGGAACAGAGGCGACUCAGACAGCCGUCACAUCCGAGGAGUCUGAGUUGAGUCGGCCUCCGCCACCUUCUGUCUCUCCUGCUUUGUCUUCUGGCUCCUUCUCCACUUCUUUGAGAGGCGUGCCAGUGAGUGCGCAGGACGCCGUCGCCUCCUGGCUUCGUCAGGCUUGUCCGAGCGAUGCGUCUGUUCUCUCCUCUCUUCUGCCAGCCCCGCUUCUUCAGAAAGCCGCUUCUGUCUUUCUCGCCUGCCCGACUGCUGCGUCGGGGCCGACUUCCUCGCUGGGCGCUGAGAGAGAUUCGCCAGUUCCAAACACAGAGACACGCGACAGCGACGUGAAGCCUGGGCAGCGGCCUCUCCGUGAAGGCCAAACGAAGAAGAAAGAGAGGCAGAGACACUCGGGAGAAAACCGAGAGACAACGCGAGGACGAGAGAGGAAAGAAGGAGAAAGAGGAGGAGAGAAGGAAGAAGAAGGGGAAGAAAAGGAGGAAGGGGAAGAAAAAGAAGAGGGAGAAGAAAGAGAAGGAGGAGAAAAGGAAGAGGGGGAAGAAAGAGAAGAAGGAGAAAAAGAAGAAGGAGAGGCGUCGGAGGAAGAGAAUUCAAGGACGGAGGGGAACAGGCUUGGAUCUUUCUCGAAUGUUUCCCUUGCCUCUUCGUUCUCGAAACUGUCUUCGAACGUUUCUUCCCAAGGCUCCUCGGGAGGUCGUGUCUCGCCUUUCUCUCCCCCAUCUGCCUCUCCUUUCUCUACUUUUCCUUGUUCUACCUCUGCCUGUUCCGCCUCUCUCCCUGCGGUUGGUUCCGCGUCUUCUCCGCCGUCGUUUUCCACGUCUGUCGCGGGCAGGUUCCCUUCGUGGCUGUCACUUGGUCGCGCAGUUGCGGAGGAGACUGGAGACAGCAGGCCACCUCCAGGGGGCGCAGCGAUGAGGGCUCGAGAGCACGAGGGUGGAACAGCCCAAGGAGACAAAACGGCUGGUCCUCUCUCGUCCGGGGCUUGGACAGAGGACCUGCAGAGGACGGCUGAAGGUGCGCGAAAGGGACAUGCGGGAGGAGAACAAAACGAGAGACUGCAUGCACGAUUCUCUGGCUCGAGGACGCUCGGUGUAACGAGUAGCAGACCGGAGAGUGGCCACAUACAGAGAGAGGCAGACGGAUUUUUACAUGCGGGAAACGACGGAGUUUCAGUGAAAGGGAAGGCGGAAAGACAGCCGUCUCCAUCUGAAGAGAAAGACCGGGCGUCGCGUCUCGCGUCUGUUGACUUGGACGUUUUCAUUCACCAAAGGCCGCUCUCGGGAGAUGCUGUGCUUUCGAAUUUGUACACUGCAUACCGGUACAGAGCAGGGAUUCAGCAGAGGCCAGGUGGGGUGGUCUCGGGCGGAGCCGAAGCAGAGGGCAGCGAGGAGACACAGAGACGACUCUGUUUCUCUGUGCUUUUGGCAGAGCAAGGCAGGAAGGGUGCGGACGUUGAGUCGUGGUCCACCGAGAGAGAAGGCUCUGCUACCGGGAGCAAGGCGCCGACGAAGAAGAAGAAAACGAGGUCGAAAGAAGGCGAAGAACGCCACCGAAGAAGGUGGGAGGAAAUCAAGAGACGUAGACUCAACCUCGAAAUGCAAAAGAAGCAGGCGACCGGAAGUCAAAGGUUUUGAAGGAAACCGGUGCGUUGCUUCCUUGAGUGGUCGCGUUAAAUGGGUUCUUGAAGCGGCUUCUUUAACUGGUUUUCAAAGUAUUUUCGUUGGCUGAUUUCUUUGAAUGGUUUUAAAAGUGUUUUCGUCGAGUGGUUUCUUCAAGUGAUUUCUUUUCGUGGUCUAGUGGUGGUAACCUUCGAGGGAAGUGUAACGCGCACAAAUUACUUUUUUUUCCGCAGAGUUUUUGGUUUUUUCACUUGGUUUUUGGAUCCCUUGGCUCGGCUCCGGGUUUUUUUUCGAGGGAGGGGUUUGUGUCUUGUGAAGAAUGUAGGGUAGGCCUCAAGGAGCGCGUUCUACGCCAGGAAAGGGUGGCAAAUACUCGACAUAUCUGGAGUCGUGCAAACGAGAACAUCUGGAUAUGUCGAUCCUGAUAAACCACAGAUAACACUCGUAACUGCCUUG
Messenger RNA from Toxoplasma gondii ME49, 9040 nucleotides. RefSeq lists its product as hypothetical. The record is from RefSeq and is a predicted model, not a curated record. Lineage: Eukaryota; Apicomplexa; Conoidasida; Eucoccidiorida; Sarcocystidae. The transcript has a single exon. Bases 3359 to 8599 code for a protein of 1746 amino acids.